Messenger RNA from Cyprinodon variegatus (sheepshead minnow), 2027 nucleotides. RefSeq names its product replication termination factor 2 domain containing 1 (gene rtf2). The coding region runs from base 78 to 992 and encodes 304 amino acids. Gene Ontology annotation, biological process: mitotic DNA replication termination; site-specific DNA replication termination at RTS1 barrier. The record is from RefSeq and is a predicted model, not a curated record. NCBI's taxonomy places the organism in Eukaryota, Metazoa, Chordata, Actinopteri, Cyprinodontiformes, Cyprinodontidae. Gene Ontology annotation, cellular component: nucleus. The transcript has 9 exons.
AUCACUUCCGGACAUCAGGCACAGCUCCGUCUGCAUUAGCUAACUGCUUUAGCUUUACUAAAAGUCCAAUUUUCAAGAUGGGGUGUGAUGGUGGUACGAUUCCGAAAAGACAUGAGUUGGUGAAAGGGCCAAAGAAAGUCGAGAAGGUUGACAAGAAUGCUGAACUUGCUGCAAAGUGGAAGUACUGUGCCUUGAGCCAAGAGAAACUCAGGCGUCCCAUCGUUGCGUGUGAGCUGGGCAGACUUUAUAACAAAGACGCAAUAAUUGAAUAUCUCCUGGAUAAAUCUGCUGAGAGACCAAAUGCUGAGGCAGUUACUCACAUCCGUGGGAUCAAGGAUAUAAAGGAACUCAACUUGACUGAUAACCCUGAGUGGGAAGGAGAGAGGAGAAAUGCUAAAGGAGACAGAUACGAGGACAUCUACUGCGGCAUGUUUAUCUGCCCUGUUGUUGGGUUGGAGAUGAAUGGAAAACACAGGUUCUGUUUCCUACAGAGCUGUGGCUGUGUGUUCUCAGACAGGGCUCUUAAGGAGGUUAAGACCGAAAUCUGCCAUAAGUGUGGGGAUCCUUUUAAAGAUGAAGACAUUGUUGUCCUUAAUGGCACAAAGGAGGAGGUUCAGAAGCUGAGGGAGAAGAUGGAGGAGAGGCGAGCAAAAGCAAAACCCAAGAAAUCAAAGAAGUCCAAGGCGGUGGAAACUGUGUCGACCCCAACAGAAUCCAAAGAGGCUUCCCAGUCUCCAGCAGUGGAUGUAACUGGGAGGAAAUCACAACAAAAUGGAGAUGAAAGCAGCCAAUCAGAUGUGGCUGGACCCUCCGGUGCCUCCAGCUCCUCUAAAGGCUCUAAAUUACUCCUGACUUCUGCCACCAAGAGAUCCAUCCAAGACAUGGAGGAAAAGUCUGAGGCUUUCAAAUCCCUCUUCACCACACACAGCUCGGCUAAACGCUCCAAAGACCAGAUCUCUAACUGGGUUACACACACACCUUAUCACUUUUAGAAGCUAUUGCUCAGUCCAGAGAACAUGGGUUUAUGGUUGUUAAUUUUGGUCAAUUAAAUAUUAAUCUUUUCAUUCGGUAAACACCACUCUCUUGUUACUUAGUUGAGCUUUAAUAAAGUCACCAGUGUGCAAACCAAUUCCCAGUUUGCCUGUUCAGUUCCCAGUAGCUCCUUGUUUACAUGCUGUGAACAUGUGUAAACCUCUCUCUGAACAUUUCAUGACUUUGUUUUGUAACCUGAUGUCCAAACGCAAUCCCCUCAUGUAUUCAUCCACACCUCUCUAUCUUCGGGUGUUGUGUAACUUGAGAAUCAUUGACUUCUAUAAUGUCUAAUGUAAUAGUUCUGCUGCCCCCUAAAGUCCAAAGUGCAGUUCAUUCUGUGAAUCUCUUAAUGGAUAAAGUUUUAAAGUCCUGAUAAGAAAUACUGCUAUAUUAUUUAUAUGGAAUAUGGCCUGAAGGUCUACCUUGGGAAUGUACCUCAUGUGGGUCUCUGCAGUUACUGGUUUUAUCUAAGCUCAAUAAUGAGCCAUGUUCUCAAAAUGUAUUUAAUGGAAUAACAUUUUCCCUGGUUUCUUUUUUUCUUUUUUGCAUUUUUCCAUUUUAAUUAAAAUGUUGAAAUUAUUAGUGCUUCCAGGUGUUUAAAGUAAUUACAAUUAUCCAUUGUGCCGAAAGAAGCCUAGGUGCGCUAAACAGAAUACAAAAAAUUUGUAUCAUUUUUGUCAACAUGAUGUUAAAUUCAUAUUAAACCCUGUUUUCGUGCUGUUUUCUUAUCAGAUUUUUUUUCCUAACGUUUAUGUAGGAUUUUUAUUUAUAAAAAGUAAACAUCUGUUUUACAUUUACAUCAGCUCUUAAGGCAGUCUUAUUUUUACACGAUUAAAUAUACUUUUUACCCUUUUGCUAUUUAUCUGGCUUUAUGUUGGAAACAUAUGUCCCCAUAUUAUUUUAUUCAAUAAGAUUCCUUUUUGUUUUUGCAAUGAUCUCCCCAUGCUCUGUGUACCGUUACUGCGCAGAUAGAGAAAUAAAAUGCUUACUGAAGA